AUGACCAUGGAUGUUAAUCAGUUGCAGGCGAAGCUACGCGAACACCAAUCUGCUAUGUUUCAACAGGGGUUCUUGGAUGAUCAAUUCAGCCAGCUUCAGAAACUGCAGGAUGAGAGUACUCCAGAUUUUGUGCUUGAGGUUGUGACUAUGUUCUUUGAUGAUUCUGAGAAUCUCCUAAAGAACAUGGCACGUUGUCUAGAACAAGUGCCUGCUGAUUUCAAACAAAUAGAUGCUUAUGCCCAUCAGUACAAGGGAAGCAGUGCCAGUGUUGGUGCUGCUAGAGUUAAAAGUGUCUGCGCUACCUUCAGGUCUUUUUGUGAGACUAAGAACCUGGACGGGUGUAUGAGAUGUCUGCAACAAUUGCAACAGGAAUACUCUCUACUGAAGAAUAGUCUUCAAUACUUAUUCAGGCUGCAGAAUGAUAUCAAGGCUGCUGGUGGUUCUUUCUCAUAA
Sphenostylis stenocarpa is the source of this 453-nucleotide messenger RNA. The record is from the annotation of a GenBank genome assembly. NCBI's taxonomy places the organism in Eukaryota, Viridiplantae, Streptophyta, Magnoliopsida, Fabales, Fabaceae.